AUGCAUGUGCCACGUUGUCAAACAGAGAGCACAGUUGUUGAAUCAAACCCAACAUUGAUCCUUUUUGAGGAGAAACUGCAGCAGCAGAGGACCAAUCUGACCUGAGCCAUGUCUGGACUGAACGCAUCUCUCGGAUACUUUGUGGCUUUGGUGAUUUUUGCAGCGUCAGUACGGACUCUUCUCAAAAAAUGGUCUCAGUUGAGCUUCGUUCUGGAGUUUGCCUCCUCUUUCAUGCUGGUGGGUUGCUGGCUAGAGGUGCAGACCAUAGUAGAGGUGGGUCAGUGGGCUGGGGGCUUGGGUCCUGAUGUGACCGUGACAAUGCUGUUUUUGGUGCUGCUGACCCACGGUGUGGUCUGUGGUGGAGCAUCAGGGAAUCCUAACCAGGUUGUGCUGAGGUUCCUGCAGCUGGAGGCCUCCAUUCUUCCCACUCUGCUGUCAGUCGUGUCCCAGUUCCUCGGGGCACAUUUAGCCAUCCAUAUUGCUGUGUACUACUGGAGCCUGGAGCUGACUGACAUGCACAUGAUCAAAAACCUGAUGGCCUCGUCAUGCAGCACAUCCCUGCUGGUCUCUUUGCUUCAGGGUUUCUUCACAGAGUGUGUUUGUGCUUGUAUCUUUCACCUGGUCCAUCUAAACCUGCGACGCAGAUCUGCCUUGAUCCGGGUCCCUCUGAUUGCUGUCCUCCUCACAUUCCUGUCCCAUACAGCCAGCGUCUUCACCUCAGCUUAUAUAAACCCAUCUUUGUCUUACGGCCUCACCUUCCACUGCCCUGGAUUUACCCUCACAGAGUACAUGGUGGUCUACUGGCUGGGCCCGCUGACAGGCAUGAUCCUGGGUCUGCUCUUGUACAUGGGACAUAUUCCAAGGAUUUUUGCCAAGAACCUUUUCUACUCCAAGAAGACUAAUUUCAGAGCACCCAAAGGAGACAAGAAGAAAAUGUGAAAGAAACUACAAUCAGCCCU
Messenger RNA from Platichthys flesus (European flounder), 959 nucleotides. RefSeq names its product aquaporin 12 (gene aqp12). The record is from RefSeq and is a predicted model, not a curated record. Gene Ontology annotation, cellular component: cytoplasm; membrane. Gene Ontology annotation, molecular function: channel activity. Lineage: Eukaryota; Metazoa; Chordata; Actinopteri; Pleuronectiformes; Pleuronectidae. Bases 109 to 939 code for a protein of 276 amino acids. Gene Ontology annotation, biological process: transmembrane transport. The transcript is spliced from 3 exons.